AUGAUCAAAGUCCUCGCCCAGCUACAGAACCUUCAUUGUGGUAACGAUAGCCAAGGCGUUUCCAAGAAGGUCUCCAUCCAUGCUUCAUCCGUUGGAUAUGCCAACUACAUGGCGUCCAUGCGGCUCAAGAAGAUUGAACUAAAGGUCAAGGAGGCUAAGAAGAGAAGGGUCUUACAGAUGAGAAAGUUGAUACGACUUUCCCUUCGGAAAUUAGCAAGCCUGCUACAGCGACGUACCGUACUCCUGACUUGA
Messenger RNA from Fusarium odoratissimum NRRL 54006, 252 nucleotides. RefSeq lists its product as uncharacterized. Lineage: Eukaryota; Fungi; Ascomycota; Sordariomycetes; Hypocreales; Nectriaceae. The record is from RefSeq and is a predicted model, not a curated record. The transcript is spliced from 2 exons. The coding region runs from base 1 to 252 and encodes 83 amino acids.